Messenger RNA from Impatiens glandulifera, 1358 nucleotides. RefSeq lists its product as uncharacterized. The coding region runs from base 165 to 1118 and encodes 317 amino acids. The transcript is spliced from 3 exons. The record is from RefSeq and is a predicted model, not a curated record. NCBI's taxonomy places the organism in Eukaryota, Viridiplantae, Streptophyta, Magnoliopsida, Ericales, Balsaminaceae.
GAAUAGGGCGCCGUCUUCUACCUCUGUCCAAGUCCCAGCCACCAGUAGUAGUUCGUUCUCUCUCUCUCUCUCUUUCUCUCCGACGACUCAAUCAACGAUCCUUUCCUCUUCUCUACUGCCCUGUUCAUCUCUUCAUUCACUUCACCUCAUCAUCUGAAAACACAAUGCUCUGUUCUGUACCCGCCGGUAAAUCCAGUUCUAAAUGGCUCGAUCGUCUCCGAUCAGCCAAAGGAUUCCCUGUCGGCAAUGAGCUCGAUCUCGAGCAAUUCCUUGCUCGCCGCGUCGAUGAACCCUCCAAAUCUUCCGAUAUUAAACCCUCCUCCGAUGCUAGCAUUGCCUCCAAAUUGAAUUCCAACACUGGGACAGAGGAAACUCGUCGAGGAGACGGGGAGUGGAUGGGACUAAUUACUAAUGUUCUAUCUGAGUUCUUUUACAUGGGAGAUCCUGUCAAUUUCUCUAGAAUUGGAGGCAAAAAGGGUUCGCGUAAACAACAAAACCCUAAAUUCUGCGUUGUUUCUGCUCCCCUCAAUGUUCAAAAUGCGAAUUUCUAUAACCGUAGAGAUGCACUGGCUUCACCGUUGAUUCCUUCCAGUGGAGGAGACAACAGUUGUACGGAAGCCAAGGAGGAAUUGAGAGCUCCGUCAAAAAUGGCCAAAGCAAAGAAACCUGCUGCCACAUGUUUAGCGGAUGAUGUCGAAGAUGACAAGCAUCAAUUCAAUCCCUCCGGAUUCUCUCGUACUGAUGUGACUGUAAUUGACACCAGCAUCCCAUCUUGGAAGUUUGAAAAAUUGUUGUUCAAAAGGAAGAAUGUGUGGAAGGUUAGAGACAAAAAAGGUAAAUCAGCAAGCGUUAUAGGAAAGAAGAGGGAAGCAAAAUCAUCGGAUGAACCUCAUCAUGUUAGUGAAAAGAAGCUGAAGCUAUGCAGUUCACCCAAAGUGCAUCAUCCUGGGACUAGUAAAGUUGACAAAGAUUAUGGAGAGACUUCACCUGCUUGUCAAGGAUCUAAAAAGAGAUUAGUGGGGAAAGCAAAGGAAGGCGGAUCAUCAUCUGUUGUCCUGAUAAAAGAAAUUCCUCCUUGCAACAGAAAGGGACAAACAUCAUCCAUAAGAGUAGUAUGAAUGAAUGUUGUUCAUUGUCCCUGACCAUAAGCAAGCAGUUAAUUUUGUUGGAUAAUAACAUGCUCCUGCUGCUGACCUGUGGAACUGUCCAUACAUGCUUUGUAUCCCUUAUGUCUUCAAGAUCUCAGAAUUAGAUUGUCUUUAAAUUGAUUAAUGAUUUAUUUUUAUUAUUAUUCAGAAUCUUUUUGUAUGAAUUGUUCUUCAAGUAAAUAGUAUCUGGCAAAUCCAUGGUUUAUUUGA